Liolophura sinensis is the source of this 3709-nucleotide messenger RNA. RefSeq names its product E3 UFM1-protein ligase 1-like. Gene Ontology annotation, molecular function: UFM1 ligase activity. Bases 9 to 2348 code for a protein of 779 amino acids. Gene Ontology annotation, biological process: regulation of proteasomal ubiquitin-dependent protein catabolic process; protein K69-linked ufmylation; response to endoplasmic reticulum stress. The transcript is spliced from 17 exons. Lineage: Eukaryota; Metazoa; Mollusca; Polyplacophora; Chitonida; Chitonidae. The record is from RefSeq and is a predicted model, not a curated record. Gene Ontology annotation, cellular component: endoplasmic reticulum membrane.
ACGACAACAUGGCAGAUUGGGAGGAAAUUCGACGUCUGGCUGCUGAUUUUCAAAGAGCACAGCUGAGCUCCACUGUUCAAAGAUUAUCUGAGAGAAACUGUGUGGAAAUAGUCAACAAACUUGUGGAGUUGAAACUCAUAGAUGUUUUACACACCCAAGAUGGAAAGGAAUACAUUACACCUCAGAAUCUGUCAAAGGAAAUCAGAGAUGAGCUAUUUGUUCAUGGUGGACGCAUCAAUCUGGUUGAGCUACAACAAAUCCUGAAUGUGGAUUUCAGUCAUGUGGAGAGUAAAGUCAGUGAGAUCGUCAGACAUGAUAAAAACCUGACACUCAUUCUUGGUCAGCUUAUUGACAUGACUUAUCUGGAGCGUUUGGCUGAUGAAGUGAAUGACCGUCUUCAGGAGCAAGGUCAGGUCACUAUUGCUGAGCUGGCCAAACUGUAUGACCUUCCUGGACAGUUUCUCUCAGAGGUGAUUUUAGAGCAAGUGGGCAAUACGAUUCAUGGACAUGUGGACAAUUACAACCGUGAUGUGCUUUAUACCGAUGCGUUAGUAGCAAGACAUAAGUCUAAAAUUCAAGGAGCAUUCAGCGCUGUUACCAGACCCACAUCUGUGCACAGUGUAAUGCAUCGGUAUGGCCUACAGGAACGUCUUUUCCAUUCCGUGCUUGAGGAGUUGGUGAGUUCAAAGAGGUUGGCAGGUUCAGUUUCUGGUGGCAGACAGGAGAAGGCCACAUAUAUCCCUGAUAUUUACACUAAAUCACAAAACAACUGGAUCGACUCUUUCUAUAAGCAGAAUGGGUAUCUAGAGUAUGACAGUGUUCGUCGACUUGGAAUUGGUGAUGCCAAGAGUUUUAUCCAGAAGAGGUUCAAGGGUGAACCUAUACUGUAUCUGAGUUCGUGCUGUGCUGGCAAGUCGCUACAGGAGCAGGUAGAAGCCAGUGUGGAGGAGUCACUGUCGCAGGGAUUAUGGAUUGAUAUCAUGCCCCUGUUACCGUCGGUGUUUUCAACAGAAGAUGCCUCGAUACUGCUGACUGGCUGCCUCAAGAAACACCCAGAUGCUGUGUUAUUCUGUGAUACCAUAGCUGCUAGUAACAAAUUCAUCACGGAGUGUAGCAAGUCAUUUACCCAUCUCAUCAACAAGAAAGCUGACAAGGAGGCUAAGAAUAACCCGUCUCUGUUCACCUCGACCAGUCAGGCCGGUGGUGCUAAGGUUGAGGAUGGGAGGGAGGAUAAGAAGGAGCAGAGGAGGAAGAGGGCAGCAGCAGGGAGUGGGAGUACCAAGAGUGGAGGUGGAGCCCAGGGGAGGGAGAUCAAAACCAAGUCUACCAAGAAGAAGGGAGGGAAGAGACAGGAACGGGAGGAUAGUGAUGAGGAGGGGUCGUCCGCUGUGUCAGACAGACUCCCCAGGGUAGAACUGGAGUUCCUGCGUGUGGAGGAGAUAGAAGAGGAGCUGAAGAAGCAGCCCUUCACCAGUGAGUGUCCAGAAGACUUCAUGACAGAAAUAGCCAGACAGCUAUAUAGACCACUUUCUAAACAGUAUCAGGAAACGGCCAAGUCCAUAUUCCUCCAGUCUGCAGGUGCGGCCACAACAUCCUCUCGCAAGAAAACACAUGGGGAGCUUCAGGAGAAAAUAUCAGGAUUGUGGACCAAUGCCAGGCUUUUCGAGAAAGGAAUUAAAUUUUUUUCAGAAGAUACACAGUCACAGCUGAUCAAGCACCUGCUCAGGACAGUUUGCUCUGACAUCACUAACCUGGGUCUUAGUGCCCUGGCCACAGACAACAUGCUGUCUGUUACAGAUGAGAAUAGCCUUACUCCAGAGGCUCGUUCAAAGCUGAUUGGUAAAUUACCAGAGAAGCCGCAGGCAAUGAUGAGCAAACUAAAUAACACACUGGGAGGAAAGAGUUUGGAAGAGUUUUUCACUCAAUUUGAUGCACUUUGCAGUGAAUAUUUGGGAAUUAUGCUCAAGAAGCCAGAUAAAAAAAAAGAAAGACAGUUGGUGUUCACUCACCGUCAGGGACUAGCUGAACAGUUACAACGGGAAGACGACCCUGCCAUGACCCUUCAUCUGACCGUGACGAUCCUAUUCCAGACCUUCACACAGACCAUGGUCCACGCACCGGGCAGAGUCGUUCCUCAGAUUAUGCAGUUCUUAGAGGACAAGAUGGAGAAGCCAACUCAUGAAGUUCUCACUCAGUUUCAAGACCUGGUGGUGAGUCACAUGAAGAUGGGUGAGGAGGAGAAAGAGGCCAAAGCCAGAUUAUGCGCCACCAUGUCAGAGAUGAUACCACAAGUCAGGGUCAUUGCCUUGACAACCAAAAGGUCAACACAGACCACAGAAAAUGAUUAGUCCAUGUGUGUUGCAUCAAUAUCACUAUAAAUCUGCAGGUGUAAAGCAGUUAGGGUACAAGCUAAGGUUAAUCUAAAUACACAUUUACUCACAGGGCUAUGAAAGCCACAUCAAGCUUUCAUUUUUGUUUUGUCUCAAAAUGUGCAGCAUUUACAAAUUUUACUACUGGUUUCUUUUUAGAACCACAUGAUUUUUCUUCUGCUAAUCAGUAGGCAUGAGAAGUUUCCUGUUUUGGAGGAAAUCUUUUCUUUUUUACAAAAACGUUCUAUUUAGAAAAAUAUUUUUUUUCAUGCCAUUGUCUGAUUACUGAAUUAAUCAUGAUUUAAUGUUGCUAUCACAGUAAUCUCAGUGAUAUCGUGACUACAUCAUCUUGUAACAAGCAUGCCUUAACAGGGAUUUAUUUGUAGUGCUGCCUCAAUGGAACACCAUGCAGAAGGGUAUGAUACAUGUACAUGUAUCGCACCCAGUCAAAUUAUACUGAAACCAUGCAGACCAACGCUUGGCCUAGCAAGCACUAAACACCAAGACGAUUCAAGAUCUUUAGGCAUCACCGAAGGUGGAACACAUGUUUCCAGGUUAAGAAUCUGACAGUAACUUGUUUGAAAAUGUAAUGAAAAGUAUUUUUGGAGACCAAUAUCUCCUUUGGGUACUGUGUAGUGGAAUUUGAUCAUGAUGUCACUUUCCUCAAACUAAGCAGGGACUGAGAAUCCUGUCUUUUCUAUGUUUUUUUUGGAAAGCUUUGCUUUGUAGAAGCUCAAUCAUGUACUUUCAUUUUUUCAGCGUAGCUUUCCUGCAGAGGAAAAAUAGAGUUAUUAUAAUUUCAUCUGUUACACAUGAUUUUUAACACUUUGUAACAAUAGUGUACCUAUCAGAAUCAUACUGGCAUUCAAGAAGUAAUUUGAAUAAUUUCAAUGUGAUUGUAUUGAAGUACCAUAUUGAACAUAGUUAUUCUCUGUGGGUGUCAAAAUGAGUGAUGUUGAGCAUCAUUGUAAAAUAUUGAUAAUCACUUUCUGUUUUCAACUUUGAUUUGUACAGAAUUGAAUUAUUAAGGAGCAUGAUUCAGUAUUCUUAAGUUGUUGCCUUAAAAUGCAUGUAUCAUGUUUCACUCAAAUGUGAAAUAUUUAGCAGUCAGAUUAUUACCGGUAUAUCAUUUCUGAGAAUAAAUGUAUAUUCGUUGUCUAUCCAGGGUGUUGUUUUCUUGCUGGUAAAUGUAUGGGGUAUUGUUUAUUUCAUAGUAAAUUGGUCAUGAACACAACUGUCAUCCUCAUCAGUAAAUACAUUAAUACAUGUUCAAUUUCCGACACUGAAAUAAGUAUCUCAAGACCAGUGAAACUCACACCUUAAGGCGCAAAGCCUCCGUG